This is a messenger RNA of Malania oleifera, 717 nucleotides long. RefSeq names its product dynamin-2A-like. NCBI's taxonomy places the organism in Eukaryota, Viridiplantae, Streptophyta, Magnoliopsida, Santalales, Ximeniaceae. The transcript is spliced from 6 exons. The annotation marks the transcript as partial. The record is from RefSeq and is a predicted model, not a curated record.
AUAUCCCUGGGAGGAUGCUUUGGAGCUGACUUUGCCAUUAACUUCCUAAUUCUUUCCGCAGCUGCAAAUGCUAUGCCUAGUAUGGGAAGAUAUCCUCCUUUCAAGAGAGAGAUCGCGGCAAUUGCCAGUGCUGGACUGGAUGAGUUUCAGAAUGAAGCCAUGAAAAUGGUGGUUGCACUAGUUGACAUGGAGCGAGCUUUUGUGCCCUUCCAACACUUUAUAGGUCUUGUGCAAAGAAGGAUGGAGAGAGAGCGGAGGGAAGAGGAGCUGAAGACUUGUUCGUCAAAAAAAGGAAAUGAAGGGCGGUUAACAAACUGGCGAAAGCUUGGAAUCAAUGAAGGACAAAUCCGACUAAUUGAAUAAAGAUGUGCCAAAGGGGUCAGCUUCUAAGACUGCUGGUCCUUGUGGUGAAAUGACAGCAGGUGGCUUUGGAAGAUGCUUCCAGCUGGUGUUUGAGGAUUGGAGGGCUUUGAAUUUUAUUUUGUUUUUCUAAUUUUCUUUUUUUGCUUGUAUUUUCUGUAUUGGAUGUAUAGUGCGAACCUCCCCCUCGUUUUUGUACUGCAACAUUUGUUUGUACACUUUUAUUUCCCUGUAUUUUUAGCUGCAACUUUUCGUAUGUUUUUUCUUACUGUGCUUUGCUACCCUCACCUGUACCUGAGACAUGUGCCCAUUCUAAUGUAUUUUCUUUUAAUAAAAUGUGACAUCAUGGCUUUUCAA